AUGAGGCGGCCGACACGCUCUCCAAGAUCCGCAUCGUCCCGGCAGUCCAUUCCGUCCGGCGUCUCCCUCGAGCAUCUACACAAGCCGUCCGUCAAGCCGUCUCCGAACUCCGAGUCCAUCCACGUCCCAGCCGACCCGGCCGCGCCUCAACCCGGCCCGGGGACUGCUCCAGCCAACCCGGCCGCGCCUCAACCCGGCCCGGGGACUGCUCCAGCCGACCCGGCCACGCCUCAACCCGGCCCUAGGACUGUCGAACCCGGCCCGGGGGCUGCCGCCCCAGAGCCCGAAAUGGUGGUUGUCUUCGCCGUGGUGACGGCACCAUCCUGGGCCCUGCCCAUCUCGGAGUUGCUGGAGAACGGGGUCCUCCCCAUGGAUGAGACUAAAGCUCGGCAAGUGUAG
Molecule: messenger RNA, 399 nt
Organism: Aegilops tauschii subsp. strangulata
Lineage: Eukaryota; Viridiplantae; Streptophyta; Magnoliopsida; Poales; Poaceae
Source: RefSeq, a predicted model, not a curated record